Messenger RNA from Syngnathoides biaculeatus (alligator pipefish), 3086 nucleotides. RefSeq names its product LHFPL tetraspan subfamily member 6 protein. The transcript is spliced from 4 exons. Gene Ontology annotation, cellular component: membrane. Lineage: Eukaryota; Metazoa; Chordata; Actinopteri; Syngnathiformes; Syngnathidae. The record is from RefSeq and is a predicted model, not a curated record. The coding region runs from base 412 to 1014 and encodes 200 amino acids.
GAGGCGCGUACGCUCGCGGAGCGCAUUUGUCACUCGCCCGGGUGUCUUUCCCCCACGCGGACACCCAGCCCGCGUGAGGUCCUCCGCUUUUAUCGAUUACCCACUCAACGGCAAAACGUAUCGAUGAGGACCAAGUGACGUGUGAAAACCGUUCACGUAGCGACCGAAGGAAUUUCUCUCUUUUUCUUUUUUUUUCUUCUUCUUUUUUUUUUUUUGUGGAAAAGUUUCCAACGGCCGCAUCUGGAGUCCGCGGAUGGGAAGAAGCCUCCGGCGAGAGGCGCACUUUAUUCCGGAGCUCUCCCAAUAUGGCCUCGCAGCCACUGAGGAGGUGAAGACCGGCACGCUUCCUUCCCUCGACGCCUCCUUCGCGCAACUCACCGCCAGCGCCAGUUCCCCCGCGUGCGAUCCCACAUGGCGUCCAGUCUGACGUGCGCCGGCGUGGUGUGGGCGCUUCUGUCCCUGCUGUGCGCCGCAGCGUCCUGCGUGGGCUUCUUCAUGCCUUACUGGCUGCUGGGCACACAGAUGGACAAGCCGGUGUCCUUCGGGACCUUCCGCCGAUGUUCGUACCCGGUGCGCGACGAGGAGCGGCAGGCCACCGUCAUGCUGGAGCAGUGCGGCCGCUACGCCUCCUUCCACGGCAUCCCGAGCCUGGAGUGGCGCAUCUGCACGGUGGUGACGGGCGUGGGCUGCGGCCUCCUCCUCUUGGUGGCGCUCACCGCUCUCAUGGGGUGCUGCAUCUCCGAGCUCAUCUCACGUACGAUCGGUCGCGUGGCCGGAGGCAUCCAGUUUGUCGGAGGCCUGCUCAUCGGAUCGGGCUGCGCACUUUAUCCACUCGGAUGGGACAGCGAGGAAGUGCAGCAGACGUGCAGCAACAGCUCGGACCAGUUUCAGCUCGGGUCCUGCCAGAUCGGGUGGGCUUAUUACUGCACGGGAGCCGGGGCGGCAGGCGCCAUGCUGCUGUGCACCUGGUUGUCGUGUUUUGCCGGCAAGAAGCAGAAGCAGUACCCGUACUAGCCGGCCACGGCGAGCGGGUCUGAUGGCAUGGCGUGACUACGGUGCACAGCGAGGGACAAACUGCAGGGACUCUUCCAUAAUGCAGCACAUACACACACACACACACAAACAUAUGUGCAUACACUACUCUCAGAAGUUAGGGAUGCAUCGAACUCCCGCAUAGUCGUGGUUAGGAAUUAGCGAUUUCGCCAAUUUGCUGAUCCCUGCAAGUAGAUGGGCUUCACUAUAUUUGUUUGUGAGGUGAAAUUUCAGGAUGAAUCUAAAAUGCACUACGAUACAACAAAAACCUUAACAGAUGAAAGUACUUUGAGGUUCCCUAAACUUGCAGUUGUCCAACUGUUAAUUUUUCAGAAGCUUUUUGCACAAGUGGCUUUUUUGUAACAAGGAGAUGAACGGCAAAAUUCACAACAGGUGUUUGAUCUAUGAAAAUUUCCAAGGACGUCCUCUUCUAUGCUUUUCUGUGACUCUUCCAGUCUCCCUGAAGUUCCGUUGGAACCUGAAGAGUGUGCCGGUUUCUGUUAUGUGAGAUAUGUGUGGCCUCAGCGGCCAGCAUCCUCGCCCCCUCCAAAAACAGCAAUAAUAAUAAUAAAUGGUAUAUGAAAUAACUUCAAAUUGCCUGUAGGUGUGAUUGUGAGUGUGGCUGUUUGUCUCUAUGUGCCCUGCGAUUUGCUGGCAACCCAUCCAGGGUGUACCCUGCCUCCUGUCAAUUGACACUCCCCGCGACCCUUGCGAGGAUAAGCAGCAAAUAAAAUGGAUGGGUAUGUCAAAUAGAAACGGUUCGCUUUUGUGUCGGGUCUGCUCAAAUAUCCAUUUUAGAGGAUUUUGCAAAUAAAGUGAGACACUAUCAUUGCCAAGGAAGUAUGACGUAUCCAUCCAUCCAUUUUCUUUGCCGCUUAUCCUCACGAGGGUCACGGGGAGUGCUGGAGCCUAUCCUAGCUGUCAGGAGGCAAGGUACACCCUGGACUGGUUGCCAGCUAAUCCCAGGGCACAGGGAGACUGACACCAACUCACAACCACAGCUAGGGGCAAUUUAGAGUCUCUAAUUAAUGUUGCAUGUUUUGGGGACGUGGGAGGAAAACGGAGUGCCCGGAGGAAUUCGACGCAGGCACGGGGAGAACAUGCAAACUCCACUCAGGCGGGUCCGGUAUUGAACCUGGGACCUCAGAACUGUGAGGCCAACGCUUUACCAGCUGAUUCACCGUGCCGCCCCCCCCCCCAAAAAAAAUAAUACUGUAAUAAUAAAUGGUAUGUGAAAUGGAAACAAUUGGCUUUUCUGUCGGGUCUGCUCAAAUAUUAGCCAUUUUUGAAGAUUUAGUUAAUAAGAGUGAGACGGUAUAAAUGUCAAAGUAUGAUGCAUUUGUUGUUCGAACGUCUCUGCACUUGGGGGAGAAAAUGAAGGUAACCCGUUGUUGGGAAGUACAUCAAAAAGGUGCGUAACAUAGAAACACAUUACACAUACAACUGUUACUAUAUUGGUAAAAUAUUAACACAAGACAAACUUUGCGAGUGUGAUUAGGUCAAUUUCUGUCUCAAAAAUCUUAUGUGAAUUUUGCCGUUCCUCAAAGGUCCCCUGCAGAGGAAGUUGAACAAAAACUUUUGACAAAUUGAACGGUUGCACGUGUUGAAAGUGGGUCAAGUUCAAUCGGCCAGUAGAGGUCGUAGUUCAUUUGGAGCUUCAUCCUGAACUUUCCCCAGGAAGCCAACACAUUUUCAGAGGAGCGUAUUUCCGCUCACAGCUUUGAAACAUUCUCUUUAUGUGUGGACCAACCUGUUUGUAACGCUUUAAUAAUUUCUCUUCCUUUCCCUGUCUCUUUGACUUUCCCUUUUGAUGUUUAUGUGUCCUGUAAUGAAGACGUAAGUCAAAUUAAUAAUAAUAUUUCUGACUUCAUUGUAACGUGAAGUGUUCCUGUGUCUUCCUCGCCUUAAACGCCACCACCCCGAAAUGCAAUAAUCCCAAAAGAAGGAUGUGUAUCGUAUCUGUUGUCUAUGAUGAUGAUGUAGUUUUAUCAAAACAGCACGUUUUGUUUUGUAUUCACACCUCAAAUUAUUCUGUUUUGUAAAUAAAUGUUUAU